GCAACUUUCAAAGGCAACAACAACAUGACUGUUGUUCAAAAUCACCGCAAAUAUUGUAUUUCCCCCAGUUAGUAACCGAGCCAGCCGCAUAAAACAAUGACGACCGACGAGAGCAUAAUGGAGGAGAUGCUGGAUAGAGCAACGAAUCCGGCAAAGGAAAGAGUUGACGAACUGGGCGUGCAAAUGUUCUGCAUUGUGGUCCGCAGCAAUGGCCAGCUGGUGCACAAGGCGCAGGAGAUGAUUGUGGCCAAGGUGCGAUCGGCCAACGUAACCGAAGCCACCCGGGCCAUUUCGCUCCUAGAGGAGUGCAUGACCCAGUGCGGCGACGAGUUUCAGGACGAGGCCGCCAAGUUUCGCUUUCUAAACGAACUGAUCCGGCUGGUGUCAAAGAAGUACAAGGGUGCCGAGACCCCGCACGAGGUUAAGCAACGGAUCAUGGAGUGCCUGCUGCUCUGGACUACCGAGUUUCCGCAGCGCCAGAAGAUCCGUGAUGCCUACGAUAUGCUGCGCAAGGAGGGUGACAUCGAGCAUGGCACCACAGAGGCGGCGGUGGCCAAGCGCGAAAGCGUCCUGGGUACCAUCGACGAGGCCAUGUUCGCCAAGCUGAUCAAAAGCAAUAAUCCGGAGAACUUCAAGCGGGCCAAUCUGUUGCUGCAAUACCGCAUGGCUCAGGAGGCGCGCCGCAAUGAUCUGUUCGCCCAACACCGCCUGGUGCUCAGCGAGGUUCAGGAGACGAUGCAGCUGCUCAACCAGAUGCUGGACACCUACGAUCCCUCCAAUCAAGAUGUCAACGAGACGCUGCAUGAGCUCUACAAGAUCUGCAAGAAGCACAAGCCCAUCUUCCAGCAUCUGCCGCAGCUGCUGGACAAUUCCGAUGCCCAGCUAGUAGCCGACACUCUGGACGCCAACGAGGCCCUGCUGUCCACCAUGCAACGCUACAAGCAACUGGUGCCCUCACCAACGAAUAUCUCGGCUCCGGGUUUGCCCAUAACUACAUCUACUAGCGCUGGCACUGCCACUUUGACGACACCGUCAGGCUCCAGCAAUGCCCUCCUGCUCAACGAACUCCUUGGUGAUUUACUUAUCAAUAGCGGAAGCAGCGGCUCAGGCACAGCCUCAGCCAAGGAAUCGGCUACCAUCACACCCCCAGUGGCCGCCAGCAAUAAUUCCACUUCGACGGGAGCGGGAAACCCCCUGGCUGACCUCAACGACAUCUUCAGCAGCGCCUUGGCCGAAAGCGAGGCCAAGCUUAAUCAGCCUACAUUCCAGAAUGCGAGCACAUUGCUUGAGCCUCAGGUUCUGAGUCCCACCUCCACCACCGUCGAGGGUUUGGCCAACGGCAGCGUGAGCGACUCGGGCCAAAAGGCAGGAACCACUGCCAGGAAGAUGCCCCAGAUCGAUAUGCUAAGCGAGGAGCUCUUCCAGCAGAUAUUGCCCACUCAAGAGCGUAUGACCAGCUUCAAGCGCGAUCCUGAAAAGAUUACCCUCAAUGAUCUGGCCCGGGACAGGAUGCACGUAAAGGUGCCGUCCGAUAUGGAGGAAAAGAAUGUGAAGCAGCCUGCUCCCGCCAACGACCCGGUUGAUGAUGUUCCUUUGCUUGAAAGCGAGACAGUGAGCAAAGUGGAGGAGGAAGCGGUGCCCAAAGUGGAAGAUCUGGUGGUGGCCAAGCCGCUCAGCGAGAUUCACGUGGACCUGGACAAUAUCCAGGCCACCGGGGAGCAACGCACCGUUCUGGACGAUGAUGACAUGCAGCUCAGUUUGAACUUCACCAGCGAUCGGCCCGGCCAUCGUGUCUCGGUGAUUGUGAUAUCGGCCCAGAACAAGAGCCGCCAGCCUGUUCGUGAUUUUCAGUUCGAGGCGAGCGUGAAAAAGCCCUGCAAGGUGCGUCUGUUGCCGCCCACCAGCAGCGAGAUGGCACCCCACAAACCCUUUCGCCCGGCCACGCCCAUUAACCAGGUGAUGCUGCUGCUGAAUCCCACUGGCAAGGCCGUCGACGUUACCUGCAUCGUGGGCUACCAGCUGGGUGAGGAUCCCGAUCCCAUCAAGGAGUCCGUGGUGGCCCUAGGCAUACCCUACGCCGAUUGAAUCCCGUCCGCAAUAACCAAAAAAAAAAAAAGAAAACAAGAAAAAGUCAAUUGCUUAUCCCCUCCCAUCCCUAUUUCUUAUGGCGAUCUAAAAGAUUAUUUGGUUUACUUUCCUUUAAUUUGUAAUGUUGUGUUGUGUAUUAUUCAAAUUGUAAACUUUUGCACACAUGAUUUAGUCUUAAUAUAAUAAUAUAAUGUAAUAAUUAUGUAUCAAAGGUUUAUAUAUAUAAAUUAUUAAAAAGUCGCUACAAAA
Drosophila kikkawai is the source of this 2337-nucleotide messenger RNA. RefSeq names its product ADP-ribosylation factor-binding protein Gga (gene Gga). The record is from RefSeq and is a predicted model, not a curated record. Gene Ontology annotation, biological process: Golgi to plasma membrane transport; intracellular protein transport; protein localization to cell surface. Gene Ontology annotation, molecular function: phosphatidylinositol binding; small GTPase binding; ubiquitin binding. Gene Ontology annotation, cellular component: trans-Golgi network. NCBI's taxonomy places the organism in Eukaryota, Metazoa, Arthropoda, Insecta, Diptera, Drosophilidae.